AUGGAGACCGAGGCCACAGCUCUGGGCUCGGAGAAGCUCGAUAUCCGUGAGGUCCAGCCCGUCAACCCCAUUGGCCUAAGUGAGCCUGUCUCCAAUGGGAAAAAGCCCCAGAAAAGUAUCAUCCACGAGUCCUACAACCUUGGUGCUGGUGACGAGGACCCGACCACAGAUGAGCUUCAUGGCCCCAACGCCUUGCGUCGCGUCUCAGCUCCGAUUCCUUGGGCUGUCUACACCGUCGCCUUUGUCGAACUGUGCGAGCGUUUCUCCUACUACGGAAGUCAGGUCCUCUACUCUAAUUUCGUGAACCAUGCACUUCCGCUUCUUGCCCCGGAUGGCCCUCCCGGAUCAAACCAUGCGACCGGGGCUGGUGGGCCUAGCUCCCAGGGUAUAUCGGGUGCUUUGGGCCAGGGUGUCGAAACUGCGAGCGCCAUCAAUACCUUCAACACCUUCUGGUGUUACUGUCUUCCUCUCGUGAGUGCCUACAUCGCCGACGAGUACUGGGGACGAUACAAGACUAUCUCCUGGUCUAUUGCGGCCGCCAUUCUCGGUCACAUCAUUCUAGUUAUCUCUGCCAUCCCACCUGUGAUCAAAAACACUGACGCUUCCUUCGGAGUCUUCAUUCUGGGUGUAAUAAUCAUGGGCUUAGGCACUGGUGGCUUCAAGCCCAACAUAUCCGCCCUGAUUGUCGAGCAGAUACCUAUUGUCAAUCUCAAGGUACGUACGCUCGAAUCUGGUGAGCGUGUUAUCAUCGACCCUACUAUCACCCAGAGCCGUAUCUACCACUACUUCUACGUUUUUAUCAACCUCGGCGCAUUGAUGGGUCAGAUCGGCAUGGCAUAUGCGGAGAAGUAUAUCGGCUUCUGGUUGGCCUUCCUGCUGCCCACGGUCAUGUUCCUGACUACCCCAUUCGUCAUGUGGUGGGGUCGUAACCGCUAUCGUCAGUCUCCCCCCGCAGGUUCGGUAACUUACAAGGCCAUCAAGACUUUCUUUUACUGUAUGCGCGGUCGCUGGCACUACAACCCAUACAUCCUCUGGAAGCGAACUCACGAUGGAACUCUCUGGGACACCGCGAAGCCCUCUAACAUUGCGCCGCAAUCCCGGCCCAAGUGGAUGACCUUUGACGAUGCAUGGGUGGACGAAGUGCGCCGUGGAUUUGCCGCGUGUGCCGUUUUUUGCUGGUUCCCGAUCUACUUCCUAGCCUACAACCAAUUGACAAGCAAUCUCACCGCACAGGCCGGCACGAUGACCUUGAACGGCGUCCCGAACGACGUUGUGAACAAUCUUGACCCCUUGGCGCUGCUCAUCUUCGUCCCGCUCUGCGACACGUUCCUGUAUUCUGGAUUGCGCAAAAUGGGCAUUCGAUUCACGGCCAUCAGGAAGAUCACCCUUGGCUUCUGGCUGGCGUCGCUCUCCAUGAUCUGGGCUGCCGUCAUUCAGUACUACAUCUACCAGACUUCGCCCUGCGGUUACCGCGCUAACAACUGCUACAACAACGACGGCAGUGUCAACCCGACUCCUAUCAUUGUCUGGGCUCAGACUGGUUCGUACGUGCUCGUAGCUUUCUCGGAGAUCUUUGCCUUGAUCACCUCGAUGGAGUAUGCCUAUUCCAAGGCGCCUCGCAAUAUGCGUUCUCUGAUCCAAGCUAUCAACAUGUUCACCAACGCCAUCUCUGCUGCCAUCGCUGAGGCUCUGAUACCGCUUUCCAAGGACCCUCUGUUGAUCUGGAACUACGCCGUCUUCGCUAUCUUGACCUUUGUCGGUGGAAUCAUAUUCAUUAUCCAGUUCUGGAGUCUGGAUCAGGAGGAGGACGAGUUGAACAACUUGCCCGAGGGUCAUGUGCAGGCUAUCGAGAACCGGGACGACUAG
This is a messenger RNA of Penicillium robsamsonii, 1866 nucleotides long. Its product is annotated as Major facilitator superfamily domain general substrate transporter. The transcript has 2 exons. Gene Ontology annotation, biological process: oligopeptide transport; transmembrane transport. The coding region runs from base 1 to 1866 and encodes 621 amino acids. The record is from RefSeq and is a predicted model, not a curated record. NCBI's taxonomy places the organism in Eukaryota, Fungi, Ascomycota, Eurotiomycetes, Eurotiales, Aspergillaceae. Gene Ontology annotation, molecular function: dipeptide transmembrane transporter activity. Gene Ontology annotation, cellular component: membrane.